CAUCCCUUUGUGCGGGGGAAUGUUUGACCGAAGUCUGUACUUGGAGGGCAUCAGGAGGAGGAUGACCACCAGGGAGCUGAAGAGGAAGGAGGCCAUGAAAAGCCAAAGCAGCAGCACCGUCUGCAGCAUCUCCUGAACGCUUAAAUGAACUCUCCAGGAUGGGCCGGAUCAAACCAGCACCACAGGCGGGGACCAAGGACCAUAAAGGAAACCGAGGCUGUCUUAAAGCGUACUUGAGGACGAGAACCUUAAAGCAGCAGAGCCUUUAUUUAUUUAUCCAGCCUUUUCUACUCAAACACGACUUGGACCAUUAACCGUCCUGUACUGACUGAUUUACAAACUGCAAACAUUUCUGUAAGCUUUUUACAAGCAUCAUGACCCAUAAUGUUACCUUUUAAUGCCUUGUGAUUUAUAGUACACUAAACCUAAUGGAGGUGAACAUUUAGGUGUUUAAACUUACUUGAAUUUUAAUGUUUCGUUGGGGGGAUAGGAGCCGUUACAUUAUUGAUGAGGUCACAAAUGAGGGUACGACUUGUUUCAGGGAGAUCUGAUGUAUUUAAUGCUUUUUUUCCCCCUCUAGGAAUGCACUACCUAUACAGAAAAAUACAUUCUGAUUAGAAAUACUGCGGUUUUUACACCAAGUGUUCCUCUGCAGCAAACUAACUCGCCUUACUUCCUAUGUAAAACUAUAAAUGUACUGUAUGUAGCACUUGUUCGCAUUCUAAGCUUAAAAAGCUUUAUACUUCCUUUCAGAAGUGCCUGAGGGGCUUGUUUUUAUACCAGCAAAACCUCAUAACUGUAACUAAUGUAACAUCCUGUAAUAAAUGUUUUAAAGCCUA
This is a messenger RNA of Austrofundulus limnaeus, 839 nucleotides long. It is a transcript of the gene inpp5e, whose product is annotated as inositol polyphosphate-5-phosphatase E. Gene Ontology annotation, molecular function: inositol-polyphosphate 5-phosphatase activity; phosphatidylinositol-4,5-bisphosphate 5-phosphatase activity. Gene Ontology annotation, biological process: phosphatidylinositol dephosphorylation. The record is from RefSeq and is a predicted model, not a curated record. Gene Ontology annotation, cellular component: axoneme; Golgi apparatus; nucleus. Lineage: Eukaryota; Metazoa; Chordata; Actinopteri; Cyprinodontiformes; Rivulidae.